Messenger RNA from Athene cunicularia (burrowing owl), 2069 nucleotides. It is a transcript of the gene IDUA, whose product is annotated as iduronidase, alpha-L-. The coding region runs from base 52 to 1944 and encodes 630 amino acids. Lineage: Eukaryota; Metazoa; Chordata; Aves; Strigiformes; Strigidae. Gene Ontology annotation, molecular function: L-iduronidase activity. Gene Ontology annotation, biological process: carbohydrate metabolic process. The transcript has 14 exons. The record is from RefSeq and is a predicted model, not a curated record.
GGCUCGUCAAGGCUCGUCAGGGCUCGCCAAGGCUCAGCUCCUUGUGCCGGCAUGGGGCUGCUGUUAUGGCUGGUGGCGCAGCUGGGUGCCAGCUCCGCGGUGUACGUGGUGUCCGUGAAUGUCGGGCGAGCCGAGCGGCCCUUGGAGCACUUUUGGAGGAGCACUGGGUUCUGCCCUCCCUUACCUCACAGCCGUGCUGACCUAUUUGACCUGAGCAAAGACCAAGAGAUGAACCUUGCCUACAUUUCUUCUGUUCCGUAUGGUGGCAUUGAACAAGUUCGAAUUCACUGGUUACUGGAAUUAGUUGCUCUCAGAGUGAUGAAUGGGAAACUUCACUACAAUUUUACUGCCUUGGAUAACCUUAUGGAUCGCCUGUGGGAAAAUAAGCUAAUUCCAGGAUUUGAAUUGAUGGGGAAUCCAUCAGGAUACUUUUUAGAUUUUGAAGAUAAAGAACAGUUAAUAAAGUGGAGAAACUUGAUUACACUUCUGGCCAGCAGAUAUAUAGAUAGGUAUGGAUUGGAGCAUGUUGCUAAAUGGAAUUUUGAAACAUGGAAUGAACCAGACCACCACGACUUUGACAAUGUGUCUAUGACAGUAAAAGGCUUUCUCAACUAUUAUGAUGCAUGUUCAGAAGGAUUAAGAGCAGCUAGUCCUCUACUAAAAUUUGGAGGGCCUGGAGAUUCCUUCCACCCCUUACCCAAGUCACCCAUAUGCUGGAGUCUUCUCUGUCAUUGCUAUAAUGGGACCAACUUCUUCACAGGGGAGACUGGUGUAAGGCUGGACUACAUCUCUCUCCAUAAGAAGGGAGGUGGGAGUUCUCUCCACAUCUUACAACAGGAAGUAGAAGCAAUUGAACAAAUUCAGAAGCUGUUUCCAAAUUUUGCUUCUGUUGCCAUAUACAAUGAUGAAGCAGAUCCCAUGGUUGGAUGGUCCAUUCCACAACUGUGGCGAGCUGAUGUGACCUAUGCAGCUAUGGUUGUAAAGGUCAUUAUCCAGCAUCAAAACCUGCUGAUUUCCAAAGCCAACAACACCAUCAACUACACACUGCUAAGUAAUGACAAUGCCUUCUUGAGCUACCACCCCCAUUACUUUACACAGCGAACUCUGACAGCCCGUUUUCAGAUGAACAAUACAAAGCCACCUCAUGUCCAGAUGGUGCGGAAACCAGUGCUGACUGUCAUGGGCCUGCUAGCACUGCUAGGAGAAAAGCAGAUUUUUGCAGAAGUGAACAGCAGUGAAGGUGAAAGCACUCAGAACAGCACAGUUGGUGUCCUGGCAUCUGUGCACACCCCGAGUGAGGUGCAACCUUCAGACAGUUGGCAAGCAACUCUACUGAUGUAUUCAAGUGAGGAUAACAGGACUUCAUCCAAUAUCAGCACCAUCACAGUGAAUGCCACCCACUUCCCCAAACUUCGAGACAUGGUGUAUAUGACAUAUUACCUGGAUAACAACCAAACCAAUCCCUACCUGAAGUGGAAAAAGCUGGGAAAGCCUGACUUUCCUUCCCCAGAACAGUUCCAGCAAAUAAGGGAUGCUGAGGACCCAGUGGCAACAGGCCCAUUCCCAUUUCCUGAAGGUGGCAUUCUGACAGUGAAGCAAGAUUGUCCUGUUCCCUCAGUCUUUCUUAUCCACAUUUGUGCAAGACCCAGAUCUGUUCCUGAUCAAGUGACCGGUGUUCGUUUGAUCCCUCUCACAAAGGGGCAGGUCAUUGUGUUGUGGGAUGAUGGCUGUGUAAAUUCAAAAUGUAUAAAGACAUUCGAAGUGGAGUUCUCACUAGAUGGAAAAGCAUACCAGCGGAUUAAUGCCAAAGACACAAUAUUCACCCUUUGGGUCUACAGUCCAGGAAGCUCAGUCUUCGGCUUCUACAGAGUACGGGCAGUUGACUACUGGGGGAAGGCAGGUCUGUUCUCUCUUCCGGUGAAGUAUGUUGAAGCUUUCAAGUGACUCUGCAGAAUGGUGCCUGAAUUGGUGACUGAGUGGUGUAUGUUCCCUGCAAAUGACGACUCCCCAGAAAAAUAAACUCCUCCCAAGCUGAGGAGGGAGUAUUGGAAAGACCUGAUGAAGCAAGU